AUGACUCCCCCAACGACCCCGACACCAAUGCAAUUGUCCGUCAACACCGGCUCCGAUGGCCAUGAGCUAUCGCUACAAGCCUCGUCAAUUUCCCACCUCACCCCGCCUGUUACCCCGAUAGGCAAGCCGAGCGCAGAGUCCGACUCCCUCACGAGUCAAUUGGAGGCUGGGCCAGAUGGAGCGUCGCUGGGGAAGCAGAAUAUAACCAAGCCGUUGCGAUUUAUCGACCAUCUUGAAAUCUGUCGCGACGAGAACGACCGACCUAUUGAGUUCGGCCGUGGUGUCUUGAGCAUCGUCUACAAAGCGACUUCAACGUCAACCGCGCAGCCCAUUACCGCCGAUACUCCUCCCACCUCGCCUGCUUGCAAUAGCCGUGUCCUUGCUGCCAAGACCCCAUUGCGCCGUGAUGCGCGUGCGGCUCUGCAAACCGAAGCCCUAACUCUGACGCGGCUGAACCGUACCCCGGGCCACGAUGACAGGGUAAUUACAUUCUUCGGCGUAGAACCCGAGACCGAGGCUCUGAUUAUGGCUGCUAUCCCCCUCCAGCUGUCAACAUACAUCGAAGACCAGGCGGAUCUGCGCAAGAAGCAUUUCUCAACUGCAACGAUGUUCGAGCCCGUUAUGGGCAUGGACUCGUUCCUUGAUUUGGCGCACAAAUUAAUCGGUGGUCUGGCCUGGUUGCAUAACAAUGCUGGCGUGAUCCACGGCGACGUCAAGCCGUUGAAUAUCCUGCUCCGACCCAUCGCGACAGAUGAGUGUGGCGACGCAGGCGCUUUCCCAUACCACCCGCUCUACGCGGACUUUUCAUCCGCCCUGGAUAUCCCAUCAUCUGACGCCUCGGAAAACAUACACGACAACGUCACUGGAAUGUAUGCCGUCACCGUACCAUUCACAGCCCCCGAACUACUCAAAUCUCUCACCUCGGGCAACGUCGCGCUAUCUCCAGCUUCGGAUGUCUUCUCCCUGGCCGCAACCCUGAUUGCCGCUGCAACGGGUGACAUGCUCCUGUACCCAGGUGACAGGCGUCGCCGGCAGCUGAUGGCCUGUGACGGGCAUCAGAUUCUCGAUUUCACCAGGAAUGGUGCGAACGGGGCCCGUGUUCCACGCAACGGACCCGUGGAGAAACUGGUGAAGCCUGCUGUUGUCAAGGACCCGGCGCAGCGCAUUUCUGCUCAGGAGUGGGUGACUCUUGCAUCUGCUUGA
Molecule: messenger RNA, 1203 nt
Organism: Penicillium cinerascens
Lineage: Eukaryota; Fungi; Ascomycota; Eurotiomycetes; Eurotiales; Aspergillaceae
Product: protein kinase domain-containing protein
Exons: 1
Coding region: 1-1203 (400 amino acids)
Biological process (GO): protein phosphorylation
Molecular function (GO): protein kinase activity; ATP binding
Source: RefSeq, a predicted model, not a curated record